Molecule: messenger RNA, 3357 nt
Organism: Symbiodinium pilosum
Lineage: Eukaryota; Dinophyceae; Suessiales; Symbiodiniaceae
Source: the annotation of a GenBank genome assembly
AUGGCUGCAGCUGUAAAGCUGAAGAUCAAGCAGCAGAUUGCCAAGACAUAUGCCUCAGAUCCAGAGAAGAACGAGUGCAAGCACUGUGUGGACUUCUUUGCUGCCCAGCCCGCCUUUGCAGAUGCACUGAAGAAUGAAGUGCAACGCCUUCGACAGCUGCAGCCCAUGCAUCCCACACUGCAGCGGGUGCCUGAGGCAAAUGCACCUGCCUUCCCAACACCGGAAAGCCCCUGGACAGGCUUUCUUGCAGUGUGGCAACUGGGGCUGGAGGCAAUCAAGGGCCGUUCCAAAAUGGUUGCAAUUUUGGAAAUUGCCUUCAGCAUUCUCGACUCCUUCUAUGUUGACCAGCGCAGCCCGCUGAAUAUUCAGUUUGGCCUGCCCGGGUCAGCUGUGGCCGACCUCAGUGUCAUGCACAUUGUGGGCCUGGGUCGCAGCCUGGCCAUGAAGGUUAUCUGGCAAGCAGUUCUGGACCUGAAACUUACAGAUGCUGAGAUGAUAGCCAUCGCCCAUGUUCUCGCCAGCAUCUCUGUGGUGACCUGUGUUUGGGAGGCUGCCCAGACAGACACAGAUGUCCGUUUCCUUGCCUUGCGGGCGAAAUUUCAGGUGUCUGAAAGUAUGCGUCCAGAUGUCUGCCAGUUGUACAGAACCUUCAUGGAUGCAUUGACCAAGCAGAAUGUCUCUGACAUCAGUGCAGGGCUGAAGCGUCUCAUCGACACUUUCAAUUCCCAGGCAUCCGUUGCAGGACACCGCGUUUCUGAGUUGGAGAAGCAGGUCUUGCUUAGCCUACCACGGCAAAGCCCUGGGUUUGUGACUGACCUGGAAACACAUUGGAAUAAUUUCCGCACAGCGGAGAGUGGAGUGACCAUGAAAUUCUUUUCCAUGGAAGUCUUCUCCCUCAAUGUUCCUGCAGAUGUUUCCGGCAUCUGGGCGAAGAUCCUGGAGCCGUCUCCAGAAAAAGCCUAUGUGUGCCUGCGUUACCUCAUCAGUGUGUUCUUGCGCAACAACAAGCAGCAACGCCAGACUGCCAAGAAAAGUUCCAAGAUACAGGCCAGCAAGCUGCGGGUGCAGGAUCCAAUUCUUGCAUGGAAGACCUGUUGCCUGUGGACACACUUCGCUGACAGUGUGAAGAAGCGUGUGGCAGACAACGACUUCGUCAACUUGGAGCGCUUGUUCCUGACAGGCUGCUUGGACAAAGAGAUGCAAGAAAAGUGCAAGCUCCUUGAUGAAGGCAUCUGCCUGGACAAUUUCCGCUUCUUGCAAGUGUACACAGGUGUGGAGGUUGCCCCAGAGCAACUUCAAGACAAGGAGAUGGUGGCAGAGGAACAGCAAGAGAAGGCCUCGCUCAACUUGUUCUCUGUCAAGCUGGAGAGGGAGGUCAAGCAGUGGGAGAGAUACCAAACAUCUCUCCAGGAGUUCCAUGCAGUUCAGAAAGCUGCAAAGGUGGAGUUCCUUCGCACCCAGGAGACAAAGCUGAAGGACUGCGUCACUGCCUUCACACAGAAGACCUUCCCAACCAAAGCCUUGACAGGGGAGGACGCUGUGAUCCCAUAUGUCCGGAACUGCAGCCAAGAUUGGGCAGACUCACUGGGCAAGUCCAAUGAUGACAUCUAUUACAUCUACUUGGUAGACUUCGCAUCCCUCGGUAAUGCUUCUUCACGCUACCUCGCCCGUGCAUGCCGCAUUAUUGGGGAUGCCCUGGCAGCUGGUGCGGAGAGGAGUGUUGCAGUGGUGGUGGCGCCGAAUGUAGCCUCCUUCGGAAACACCUAUGAGGACUCGUUUGUGGAGAAGGCCCAGGAUGAUGUGGAGACGCAAUUGCGGACAGACAUCUACAAGAUGCAUGUGAAGAGAUGUCAGCUUUGCUUCGCCCCAGAGGCCUUCGGAUCUUCGAAGCGAAGCCUUGUGCACCCCAUGUGGAUCUGUGUAGCGGACACCACAGAUGCCAAUGGAGAACUCUUGAGCCGCUUCACGAAGAGCUCCCUGUGGCAUCACCGCGCCUGUGUGGGCAUCAGAUCCAAAACAGUGGGCGAAUUCGUGAAUCCGCUGCAGACUGUCUCCGUCCAGCUGAACACUGUCAAUCUCAGCAAAGCCCAGCAGUACAAACAACACAUCUCCGGCCAAGACCUUUGGCUGAAGGUCAAGGAAGCUGUUUGGAAGGGGCUCGAUGCAGGCCCUGGGGCUCUUGCCGCCUAUGUCAACCUGUUCCCGUAUGACCACGGGCUCCUUCAAGCAUGCCUGCAGACUGCAAUGGAGCCUGCAGGUCGUCAUCCACAUGAGAUGGUCAUCAGCGGUGUGUGGGCAUAUGCAGAUGAUCCCAGCCAUCGAGUAAAGAUGGCAGAGUGGCUGAAGAGGGCUGGUGACAAUCAGGUGGAGAAGUAUGUGAAGGAGAAGCUGCUGAAGCUCCCGAAUGUGGUCCUCAAAGACUAUAGUCAAGAGGGGGUAGCUCCAACAUACGACACCCGUGAAUAUGUGCUGACUGCUCCAGUUGAAGGGAAGCACCUGGCAUUCCGCCAAUCGGUUCUCGACGAGUACGAUUCAAAGUUCAGCAAGCUCCACCAGGAGUACGAAGACUUGAAGGCCAAGCACAAUGAUAAGCACAAUCCAUCUGGGACUCCAUACAAAGGCACAGGCAAGCGCACAGAGCCAGACAGCAAGAGUGAAGUUCAGGGCGACCCUUUCCCCGAUGAGGAUUGCGUUGAGAGCCUGGAGAAAGUGAAGGAGGCGGAUGGCCAUGUGACAGUCAUCCAGUCCCAUGAGCCUGCCCUCUUUGAGCUCGUUUUCUCGGCCAAGAAUGUGAUGUAUCUUCAUGCGAAAAGCGAUGGCGUGUUGAGCACUGAAGUUCCGCUGAUGGACUUGCAUGGUGAGUUCUUGACUGGCAAGGAUGCUGCCAAGAAGGAUACAAUGUCCUACAAGGUUGCAGGUGGGGAUACCGCUGCCUGCUUCUCCCACCCAGGAGGGCCGAAAUGGGAGCCUGGCUUCACCAGAGGUCCUUCGACCCUCAAGAAGUUCCUGGACUAUCUCCAAGAUCAUACCAUUGUCAGUGUGAACAUGCCGUGCAAUGAAAUUUCAGUUGGGUCAGAUGGCGCUGUCAAAGUCACCGAGAAGGAGGCCUGCUCCUACCUGCCUAAGAGGGUUCCCACAAGGACCCAGGCAGACCACUCCAAUGCUGGCAGCUUGUUGGAUUUCAAGGAGAUUUCAUGGACCACUGGUGAGCACAGCAGGAAGAUCAUCAAGCUUUACAUGCAUUUCUCGUGGACUCCGAAUGCCUCCCAGGGCGAUUCCUUGACUCCAGCAAAGCCACGAUUCUUGCUGACAAAGGCAAGGCGCUUGCAAGCAGGCCGUUGCUACAAGCUCAGCUAG